AGCAGCUUGUACAGUGCAGCUAACCUCGAAAAGGUGAAAAGGGAAAAGCGAUGGUCAGCACCAUUUAAUGUUAUUUAGAUUUCUAAGAAGUUUAAUCUUUUUUAGUUUUCUAAUUAGUAUUUAAGGCAUCUUAUUAAGAUUAAACCCUGAACGCUAAGCAUAAUUUUAAUCUUUAAAACGUAAAGAAGCCGCUAGAAAUACUAGAAAUAAGUGAAUAAACAUAUACAAACACACACGCGCACCUCUGCAGGAGAGUGAGAGGCCCCCUCCACCCCCCAACACAAACCCCACGCAAAUUCGCCGACGGUAGUGUAGGUGAGGAAGUGUGUGAGUGUGUAUCCAGCCAGCAUCCAGCCAGUGUGUAGCAGGUACCAGGCCAGCCUCAUCACGACGUAUCCCCCAGGCAACGAGGUGUAUCAGCAACCGGCGCGGGCCCCUGCACGGAACCGCAACAGUGAGGGUAGCAGCAGCAGCCUCGGUGGCAGGAAGAUGCAUCCAUCGAAAAAGAUGAUCCCGGCCGAACUGGAUGAUCAUGAGAAGGGCAAGCUGUUCGUCGGCGGGCUGUCCUGGGAGACGAGCCACGAGAACCUGCAGCGCUACUUCAGCCGGUACGGCGAGGUGAUCGACUGCGUGGUGAUGAAGAACAACGAGACCGGCCGGUCGCGCGGGUUCGGCUUCGUGACGUUUGCCGAUCCGGAGAACGUGGAGCGGGCGCUCGAGAACGGGCCGCACACGCUGGACGGGCGCACGAUCGAUCCGAAGCCGUGCAAUCCGCGCUCGCAGCACAAGCCGAAGCGCACCGGCGGCUACCCGAAGGUGUUCCUCGGCGGGCUGCCGCCCAACAUCACCGAGACGGAUCUGCGCUCGUUCUUCUGCCGGUACGGCACCGUCAUGGAGGUGGUGAUCAUGUACGACCAGGAGAAGAAGAAGUCGCGCGGCUUCGGCUUCCUGUCGUUCGAGAACGAGAGCGCGGUCGAGCGUGCGACGACGGACCACUUCGUGCACAUCAGCGGCAAGCAGGUGGAGGUGAAGAAGGCGGAACCGCGCGACGGCAAUCAGAACAACAGCAACAGCAUGAACACCGACUCGUACCAGUGGGGCUCGCCGCAGGCGCCCCCGAUGGGCAACGGGCAGAUGGGCGGACCGCCGAUCAACAUGCAGUCGAACAUGAUCCAGGGCUACCAGGGCUGGGGCACGUCCCAGCCCCAGCAGGGCUACGGCGGGUACGGGGCCGGUGCGGCCGGCGCCGCCAACGCGUACCAGAGCUGGGGAGCGCCGCCGCCACCGCAGCAGUGGGGCAACUACAAUGCCACGCCGCAGCAAACGCAGGGCUACGGUGGGUACGACAUGUACAACAACUCGGGCGCCGGUAGCGCCGGCGGGUACGGGUCCGGCAACUGGAACUCGUGGAACAUGCCGCCGAACACGGCCGGCUCGGCCGCUGGCUCGACCGCGGACAUGUACACGCGCCCCCAGUCCGGCCCGACCGCCGGUCCGGGCGCCUCGGCCGGCCCGACUAGCGGUGGCCCGUCCAAGCCGGGCUCGGAGUACGGUGGCGGUUCGGCCGCGUACGGUGGUGGUGCGGCUGCUGCGGCGGCUGCCGCUGCCGCCGCUACCGCCGGCUACAACUACUACCAGAGCGACCAGAACACGUACAACAACCGGCCGCGCUCGGUGUACGGUGCCGGCAGUGAUGCGACCUCCCAGCCGCCCUACCAGGCGUUCUAGAUGGGCGAGCGGAUUGACGCUUCCGACGUUGCUGCUGGCCGUUUGGCGGGCAUGGAACGCCCAUCGUUGGCAGCAGGAGGAUACGCGUUUGGUGGGCCCGUUCGCGGAGCAAGCGUCCAAGCGCCACUUCCAGCAGCAGCAGCAUCAGCAGCAGCAUCGGUGCUCAAUCGUGGUCAGCGUUUACUGUAAGGAGGAUCAAUAAGAAAAUAGAGAGCACACACACACACACGCACCCAUUUUUUGGCGUCCUAUAAAUUACACGAAUCGAAUGGAAAGGAACAAAAAGAAAAAAAACGAAAACAGGAAGCAUUAGAAAGCAUCAGCGCAGUGUAACAGCAACAAUAGAAUCAGCAUCAUGUGCAUACACAGCAACAUACAGAUAUAAAAAACACCCUCUGUAAAUCGGUUUAGUAGAGUGGAGUGGAACGGGCCUCAGCGUCGAGCAAGGUGUCGGAAUUCCAUCAGGAUUUUAGCAGAAGUAAGCACCCAUACGGUAGAUAAGAGGAAAACUAAACAAAAAAAAUAUGACGAUCAUGAUGAUGGUGGAACUUUCCGAUGAAUUGUUUCAUAACACACUGGCUGCUUGGGAAACUCACUCAUACAUAUACAACAAGCUAAAAGUGUGGAGGGGGUGGACAGACGUCGUAUUCAUUCAAUUACAAGAUAGAGCAUGGAGUAUAUACAGCAGCAACAAACUCUAUACAUUAUAAAUAAUUAUAUAUACAUAUAACAAGAAGAAAAGAAAACAAAACAAAGGUAAAUUCAUAUAAAGAAGAUGAGGGAUUCUAAUAAGGUGAGCAACAAAAAAAAAAGAAAAGAAAACACAGAAAAACAAAAAAGGAUGCUUAGCAAAGAUUAUAAAAACAAGUAACUCUAGUACUACUAUUAUAAACAACAAGAACAACCACAUCCAUAUUGCAUAUAAAUGUUCGCAAACACAAAACACACACACACACAGAACACACUACAAUCCUCCCCAUAAAAAAAAUGCUGGUGAA
This is a messenger RNA of Anopheles merus, 2726 nucleotides long. RefSeq names its product heterogeneous nuclear ribonucleoprotein 27C (gene Hrb27C). The record is from RefSeq and is a predicted model, not a curated record. NCBI's taxonomy places the organism in Eukaryota, Metazoa, Arthropoda, Insecta, Diptera, Culicidae. The transcript has 2 exons. Gene Ontology annotation, molecular function: RNA binding. Bases 490 to 1728 code for a protein of 412 amino acids.